AUGUAUGGACCGGACACCAACGAGCUAGCAGUGGUGACCAACGUGCAGGGUCAAGACAAAAAACCACUCUUCAGGUUGGGUGGCUCUCACGGUGACAUGUGGAGAUUGGCUGAAAUUCAGUUUCAGAACCCUUCGAACGAACCUACUAAGGUCGUGUUUAUAGGAUAUGCGAGUAAAACGGCCUUCGUUGAGAUCUCUCUGGAUGACGUUAGCUUGAUUAUGGGUCAUUGCCCACCAACGAGCUUGUGUGACUUCCAGUUGGACACCUGUAGUUUCACUAACGAUGCUACGGCAGAUUUCAACUGGCAGCGGUCCAAGGGUCAGUCGAUAGCAUCAGGUGUUGGACCUCCCUAUGACCACACAUACGGCACGGAAUUCGGUUACUACAUGUACAUCGACGCCUCUAAGCAGACAGACGGCCAGAAGGCGCGCUUACAAACCGAUAGGCGGCUACCAACUCUGGGCACGUGCGUGCAAUUCUGGUACCGCAUGAAUGGAACCAUCGUUGGUCACCUGAAUGUCUAUGUUGCUAAAGGACUCUCAGCGUCGUGUGAUUUCGAAUCGGACAAGUGCCUAUGGAUAGAUUACGAGAGGGCCGAUUUCUCGUGGAUCCGCCACAGUGGAAGUUCGAAUCAGUUUGGCACAGGUCCCUCCACCGAUCACACGCUGGGAACUAACACAGGUGGUCUACGUGUGUUGCGGACGCGCCUGGUGACGGAUGAGAAAUCUAUCGUGUGGGAAGCGUGGGGUGAUAAAGGAAACCAGUGGAACUUCGCUAACAUCACAAUCAACACGGCCUCUUCUGCAGCUGAGAUCAUGAUCGAAGGCCUAAAGGGUAGCGGCAACUUAGGAGACAUCGCCAUUGAUGAUUUGCUUACAACGUCGGGCUCAUGCCAUUCGGGUACGGGACAGGUGACUUUUAAUUGUAACAAUCAAGCUAGAUUGACAAUUCCUUCCGAGAAAGUGUGCGACUUCAUAGAGGACUGUCCUAAUGGAGCAGAUGAAUCAAACUGCGGUCAGUGCAAUUUCGAACGAGACAGCUGUAGCUGGACAUCGACAAGUACGUAUACACUACAGUGGGUCAGAGACAAAGAUGGAGGCGACAUCAGCACAGAUAAGGGUCCGCCCGUCGACCACACGCUAGGAACGAUAAAUGGUUGGUAUAUGACAGUAGAACCAGCAGCCUCUACACACUGGUCGCUUAUCACUCUCACCGGUCGUCAGCUGAAGCCUGCAAGUCCUACAUGUACCGUCAGCUUCUGGUACUGGAUGAACUCUAAUCACACCUCGUACUCACCUUCUCUAAAAAUGGAGCUAGGACACCAUGAAAGCUCCACAUUGAGUCCCAUAUACCAGGUAUAUGGAAACCUUGGCAAUAAGUGGCAGAAGGCAACAGUAUACGUCGGCCAGGUGGAGAGCGACUUCUAUCUGCAAUUCAGCGUGAACAAGCCCACGAUUGAUGACGUGGUGAGUCAGAUAGGCAUUGAUGAUAUCACGAUGGAUCAUUGUGGAUACCCACCUCCAGAACCUACGUGCAGUGCUGACAAAUUUCACUGUACCAGUAGAGCAUGCGUGCCGCUGAACUGGCGAUGUGACUACUCAGAUGACUGCGGAGACGGCUCUGACGAACUCAACUGCUAUGAUUACGAGAUCAAGACAAACCUAGAGACGGACAUAUGGCCGUUUACGCUCAGCACGGAGAGCGCGUUGUAUUGGCGACACGUCAAUAGCAUCUACUAUAGUAUGCAAGGAUAUUACAUGCGCUUUCAACCAUCGCAAGGCGCGGCAGGCGACGUCGCUUGGUUUCAUUCGGAAUCUUUUAAAACGACGACCUCUGGAGACUGCAAGAUUAUUUUUGAAGGCGUGCUAGGCAACGAAACCAAUGGCGUGGCAGCCAUUGACGACGUUUCCUUCACACCGGACUGCAAACUAUCCGACACUAGCAUAGUGAACGGAACCACGCCGGCUCCCACUCCAACGCCCUGCCCCGGCAAACAGUUCAUGUGUGUAGGCGACACGUCUUGUAUCCCACGGGAGAAAGUGUGUAACUUCAUCAGCGACUGUGCCGAUGCUUCCGACGAAGACGAAUGCGGUGCGUGUACGUUUGAAAGUGGAUAUUGCGGAUGGUCGGACUUCAGUGGCGGACGCUAUAUCUGGGAGCGAUGGCUAGCAAAGGAUUCACCAGCCAUCAGUGGUCCACCCACCGACCACACCCUCGGUACUGGUGAUGGUCAUUUCAUGAUUGUGGAUGGCAACAACUCGGGAAUCCAGUACACCUACGCGUUCAUGGAAUCCAAACCUCUACAGCAGACGGUAGUGACUUGUAACAUUGAGUUCUACUAUCACAUGAACGGCGCAAGCAGUGCAAGCUCCCUUGUAGCCUUGUGGUUGGCCAACUAUUCUGACUACGGGAUAGCCGAAGAAAUAUUCUACAAAUUUGGAAACCUGGGCAAUGUGUGGAACAAAGAGACCAUCGAACUUGGCAGAGUACCUGCAGGCUACAAUUUUGUGUUUGAAGGGGCCACGUACACUAAUCAUUCCGCCUCGACCGUCAAUCCGGCCGAUAUCGCCAUCGACGAUAUAUCGUUUGUCAACUGCACGCCCGGAAUACAGGACACUAACAUUGACUGUGAUUUCGACGUGAAUUUCUGCGGCUGGUAUCCCGACCGCACGGCCGAUUUCCUGUGGACCCGGCGAACCGGACAGACAUCUUCCGUAGACACUGGACCUGGCAGUGACCACACAACCGGCAAAGGAAAUCAGUGGUGGCUGGCCACUGCUCCUUUCGCGGUCACUGGUUCAUACGAGAUUAUUAUCGAGGGAACUGUCGGCAGUAGCUGGUUCGGAGACAUUUCUUUGGAUGACGUCAUUGUCUUCGAUGGAGGUUGUCCACAUACGAAACAGUGCCAUUUUGAACAAAACUUCUGUGAGUUUACUCACGACAGCACGGCCAAAUUCAAGUGGAAGAGAGGUCAAGGUGGCACGCCACAGCAAGGCACUGGACCCACGUUGGAUCACACUACCAACACGACUACGGGUUACUUUGUGUAUAUUGAUCAAGUGCGGAAUCCCGUCGGGUCUAAGGCCCGCAUGGAGUCGAUGCAGUACGACUACACCCCGGUGGGCGAGUGUCUUGAGUUUUGGUACCACAUGACUGGCAACGUAGCAACGCUGAACGUCUACCUGGAGGAGAACAACGACCGCGGCAACGCACUGUGGACCAGCCUGAAUGGAAACAUGAAGAACAGGUGGUACCACGAGAUGGUCACCAUGAAACCAUCCGCUGCGCCGUUCAAAGUAAGCUCCAUGUGCUGUGUUUGA
Priapulus caudatus is the source of this 3321-nucleotide messenger RNA. Its product is annotated as MAM and LDL-receptor class A domain-containing protein 1-like. Lineage: Eukaryota; Metazoa; Priapulida; Priapulimorpha; Priapulimorphida; Priapulidae. The record is from RefSeq and is a predicted model, not a curated record. Gene Ontology annotation, cellular component: membrane. Gene Ontology annotation, molecular function: protein binding. The transcript has 27 exons. The coding region runs from base 1 to 3321 and encodes 1106 amino acids.